Musca domestica (house fly) is the source of this 10988-nucleotide messenger RNA. RefSeq lists its product as uncharacterized. The record is from RefSeq and is a predicted model, not a curated record. NCBI's taxonomy places the organism in Eukaryota, Metazoa, Arthropoda, Insecta, Diptera, Muscidae.
CGCAAUCGAACUGGGUUGCUUGUCAGACUUCGAUUCCGAAGAAGCAGUUAUAGAUCUUGUAAAGCAAAAAGCUUUGUACAUUUGUGAUGGGAUGAAUUGUAAUGGAUUUGAACAUUUACCCAAAACUUUUGAAUGCAGCAAUUGUUCGUCCGUGAAUGCUGAGGCGUGCGCUACAAAUCCAGCGGCAAUAACCGCCCCGAAAAAAUGUAUUACAAUGCCCUACACUCAAUGCUACCAACGUAUAAAUGGAAUAGCCACGGAGCGCGGAUGUCUUUCAGAUUUAGUAGGGGAUGAAUUCUACAACUGCUUAAUCGGCUCAGAUGACAAAUGCCAGAUCUGCGAGGGCAACAACUGCAAUGAAGAGAUUAUUCCUGAGGAUCGUCUGCGUUGCCAUCGAUGCAACUCGAAUUCUGAUGCAGCUUGUCACACUUCUCCUGCCACCUCUUCGGUAUGUCCCUCGUACAGUGACAAUGAUGCUUGUGUUGCUAGCUACGAAAAUGGCGUAACAAAACGUGGUUGUCGAUCAGAGUUCACGUGCGUAGAGGACUCAAAGGGCUGUGAAAUAUGUGUUGGAAAUAAUUGUAAUACAGCCAAUUUAAUGAAACGUGUAGAAGAAAUAUAUGGUGUCUUCCAGGACCUACCUCUCAACUGCAACACAUGUGUUGGAGACGAGUGCAAAACCGGUGUCCGUAAUCCCAGAAAAUGUGAAGGUGAUCCUUACCAGGACUGUAUGACGAUUUUUAAUAUCAAAGGAGAAGUUAUUCGUCGUGGCUGUGAAAACCUUGUUUUAGAAGAAUACCUUUCGCAUUGCAAUGAUAAUCCAGAUCUUUGUUUUAAUUGCAAAUCGAAUGGUUGUAACGAUAUGACAGACCCAUUUACUAAUCAAUUGUGUCUGUACUGCGAUGCUUCAAAUAACUCCCAAUGUUUAUUUAAUCCCGAUGCCGUUACAUCUACAAGAAAAUGCACCCUCGGUUGUAUUUCCUCUCUUUAUCCUCGCAAAUCCAAUCCAAAAGUUUACGAUUUUGUACGGACUUGUUUGGAAGACAUUGAACCAGACAAUAGGGAAAGUUGCACUGAAGAGAAUAACUGUCUAGUCUGUUCUGACGAAAAGUGCAAUACUGCAAUUUUACCAGAGACUGGUCGUCUUUCCUGUAAUCACUGCGAAGGUAAUAACUGUAAUGCCCAAGUGUCAAAACCGUGCGAAGGUUAUGCCGCAGACGAUCAAUGUUACAUGUAUUUCGAUAAUGUUACCCACAGUGUUGUCAAAAUGGGAUGUCGCAGUGAAUUAACAAUCACUGACAUCUUAGCCGAUAUCAAGCAAUACUUUAUUUGUGACGGCGAUAAUUGUAAUGAAUACGAUAAACUUCCUGAAGCCAGAUUUUGUUAUGCUUGUAAUUCGGAAAAUGAUGUGAGAUGUGCUACGGACCCAUCCCAAGUAACUACCAAAGAUAGGUGCCAGAACUAUCCAUACACAGAAUGCUAUACUCGAAUACGCGAUGAUGGUCAUACUGAACGUGGGUGCAUUUACAACUUGCCCACUGAAAUAUUCGUUGCCUGUAACACUGGCGAUCCCGAUUCCAAUUGCAGAAUCUGUGCUGAAAAUGAAUGCAACAAAAACAUAUAUCCAUCCAGCAGACAACAAUGCCACCGUUGUAAUUCGUUAAUCGAUGUCAAUUGUGAAGGUGAGCCUAAUUCCGUUCAACCGUGUCCACUUUUUGUUAAGAAUGAUGCCUGUGUCACACAAUGGGUUGAUGGCGUAACACGCCGCGAUUGUGCUACAGAACUAAAUUGCGAUGGACUCAAUAGAAAGAACUGUCGACAGUGUUCUGAAUUUGGAUGCAAUGAUAUAAAUUUAGCCAAUGAGGACAUUGGAAAAGUAGGAGUAUUCGCUGACCUCCCGUUAACAUGUUAUCACUGCAACGGCACCGAAGAAUGUCAACAAUCCAUCGGAAACUUGAACGUUUGCACAAAUAACAUUCAUCAAACAUGCACUGUGGUUUUCAACACCGAAGGUAAUGUAAUUCAACGUGGAUGUAGCGACAUUGUUGAUCAUGUUUGUACGGAGGCUGGAAAUGUAUGUUACGACUGUAAAUCUACGGGUUGUAACACUGCAAAGAAAGAACUUGAUUAUAUAAAUUGCAUUUUUUGUGAUAGCCAGAGUGAUGUUGAAUGUACUUUUAAUGCAAAUAACAUAACACGUACACGGAAAUGCCAAGGGGGUUGUAUGACAGCACUUUAUCCGCGCACCAAAGACGACGUCCCAGUAUAUGAGCUUAUGCGAACUUGCCUGGAUGAUAAAAAUUUAGAUGACCGCCUAAGCUGUGAGGCCAAAGAGGAUCCCCAAUGUAAAUCUUGUUCAGAGGAAAACUGCAACAAAGACCAAGUGGGUUUGCAUAAGUCUUGCUAUCAAUGUAUAGGAAAUGAAUGCCAAAAUGCUCAAGCUCAGUUAUGCCGAUCGGUUAUGAACAACGAUCAGUGCUUCGUGCAGUUCGAUGAGAGUGGUUCCGUUAUCGAACUAGGCUGUAAGAGCAAAUACGAUCCUUCAGAAGUAGUGACUCUUGUGACAGCAAAACUUUUAUGGUUGUGUGACGAUGAUAAUUGUAACCACAUUGAUAAUUUACCACAGUCGCAGUCCUGUACUUUGUGCAAUUCCUUGUCAGAUACCGAAUGUUCAACCAAUCCAGAACAUGUUGUGUCGUAUACGACAUGCAAUUCACUGCCUUAUUCCCACUGUUACUCCCGCAUUUUACAGAGCGGUCACACUGAACGUGGAUGUCUCUCAAAUUUGGAAAACGAAGAGUUUUACAACUGUUUGUACAACAAAAACGAUGUGGAAUGCCUGUCCUGCGUUGGCGACAAGUGCAAUAACAUGAUAUAUCCCAAUGGUCGCACAACUUGCCAUAUUUGUUCGUCAGCUGACUCCACGACAUGUGAAACUAUGCCAGACUCGUCGGAAGUGUGUUUGAGAUACAUUCCAAAUGACAGCUGUGUAACCAUUAUUGAUGAUAAUGGAUUCACGGUACGUGGUUGUAGUUCUCAAAUUCCAUGCGACGAGUCUGAUCCGACUAAUUGCCAGAAAUGUGAUGGAAACGAUUGUAAUACGGUCAACUUAAUGCGCAAGUCUGACGCGAAACCUGGAGUAUGGCAAAAUCUACCACUGACUUGCUUGACAUGUUCCAAUGUGGACGAAUGUAAAACGGGGUAUUCUCAAGAGAUUUGCAAUGGCAAAGAACAUUGUAUGACGGUUUUCAACAACAACGGUGAAGUUAUUAAACGAGGAUGUAGCGGCUCUGUUGAAGAAGAACAAGGUCCUUAUUGCGACGUCAACCACGAAAACUGCUUUAACUGCAAUUCUAAUUUAUGUAAUAACGCCACCUCUCUAUUCGAAUAUAACGAUUGCAUUUAUUGUGAUUCAGAAAGCAAUAACAAAUGCGCCCUCAAUCCCGAAGUUGUGGCAAGACGACGAAAAUGCAAUGGUGCCUGUAUGACAGCUUUGUAUCCAAUUGCAAAUAGCUCAGUUUAUGGAGUUGUACGAUCAUGUUUGGACGACAAAGACAUAUCCGACCAGGAUGUUUGCGCAUCUGGGUUAGAUAGCGAGUGCAAAUCUUGUUCUGGCUCCGCUUGCAAUGUUGAAAUUAUUCCCGAGUCUCGACUUUCCUGCUACGCUUGUAUUGGUGAGAAUUGUGUAGAUGCGAAUGUCGGUUAUUGCCCCAAAUAUAAACCAAAAGACCAGUGUUUUAUUCUCUUUGAUGAUAAAAGUGACGUCGUACAAAUGGGUUGUGUCAGUGAUUUAGACGAUAGUUUUGUAUCAAACAACAUUCAUCGUUUAUAUACUUGCAACUCAAAUAACUGCAAUGGUUACGAAAAUAUACCCAAAACAACCAUGUGUGCCGAAUGUAAUUCAAAUGAUGACCCCGAUUGUGCUUUAAUGCCACAAAAUGUGCCAUCAAUUACUCAAUGUACUUCUAGACCAAAUACUCAAUGCUAUACUAAAAUUAAUAACGAUGGUUCAACGGAACGUGGGUGUGUAACCAGUCUUAGCUAUUCUGACAUGAUUAGUUGUCUCAGCGGAAAUUACAACAAAUGCAGUACCUGUGAGAGUGAUCGGUGUAAUAUACAGGUUUUCCCUCCAGACCGUCGUCGUUGCCACCGUUGUAACACCAAAGAUGACCCAGAAUGUGAAAGUUUGCCGGAUUCUGCAUCAGUCUGCCCUAUUUAUGAUAGUGAUCAAUUUUGCACAACAAAAUUAGUAAAUGGUCAUACAUACCGGGGUUGCAGCACAGAAUUUCAAUGUAAUGAUGACGACAAACAAUAUUGUCGCCAAUGCUUUGAAUCGGACAAUUGCAACGUGGUUGAUUUGGCUAGCAGCAACAUCGGAUAUCCCGGAAAAUGGCAAGGUGUCCCAAUUAACUGUUAUAGCUGUGAAGGUUGGGAAUGCCAAACUUUAAGUUUAGGAGUAAUUGGAAAGUGCGAAAAUAACAACAAACAAAAUUGCGCAACUGUAUUCGCUGCUAAUGGUACAGUGAUACAACGCGGUUGCUCCGAUGUUAUUUACAAUAGCGAAAGACUUAGUUACUGCGACAAAAAUCCUUCACUGUGCAAGUUCUGCAAAUCCAGUGGAUGCAAUACAGCCAUCAGCAUCAACGAUUAUGUCGACUGUAUUUUCUGUGACGGCAGCGUAGAUUCCGACUGUAUUUUCUAUCCUGAAACUAAAACACAUACUCGUUCUUGUCACAAGAACUGUAUGACAGCAUUAUAUCCACGUACCAACGAAGAUAACCCAGCGUAUGAAUUGUCUAGAAGUUGUCUAGAUGAUCUCGAUUUGGAUGACCGUGAACAAUGUCAGUCGGGCAUUAGAGCCAAUUGUAAAUCUUGCAGCGAAGACAAGUGCAAUAACGUUCCAGAGACGCGGCUUAAAUGCAACGUAUGCCACGGAAAUGAAUGUGAGGAAUACAUUUCCGCUCAAUGCACAUCUUAUCGUGAAAACGAUAAAUGCUUUACGUUGUUCGAUGAGGAAAGCAAUAUACAAGGUAUGGGAUGCGCUAGCGACUUGGAUAACUCAUUCAUAUCGUCGAAUCGUCGCAAUUUAUUAUUGUGUGAAGGAGAUAAUUGUAACGAUGUUCUUAACUUACCACAACCUCCAUCGUGCAGAUGGUGCAGUUCCGACAAUGACCCGGACUGUGCCUCAAGUCCUUCAACGACAACAGCCACCGUCUGUCAUUUAUACCCUAACACAGAAUGUUAUAUGGCUGUUGACGAAGACGGUGUUACACGUCGAGGAUGUCUCUCAGAUGUGGAUGAAGAAUUAUUUAACGAUUGCACCAGUGGCGUCAGCACAAAAUGUAAAAUUUGCAGUUCAAAUGAUUGUAACAGCGCAAUCUUCCCCGAAGAGCGCCGAAGUUGUAUUCAGUGUGACUCCUCACUUUUUUCUGCUUGCGAGGACAACGCCAUCCAAUUCGCUCAAACAUGUGUGCUAUACCGGGAGAAUGACAGCUGUGUUACUAAACUAGAAGGGGAUCGUACUCUACGAGGUUGCGCAUCAGAUUUCACUUGUGACACUAGCAGUCGGGAAACUUGUCGAAUAUGUAAUGCGACCGAUAAUUGCAACACAGUUAAUUUGUUGGGAUUGUCCGUGGGAACACCAGGAAAAUGGCAAGGAUUGCCACUUAAUUGCUAUGCCUGCGAAGGGCUGGAAUGUGCUGAUGGAAAUGGUAUAAUAAACGUAUGCGAAGGCAACAAUUUACAAACUUGUACCACUGUCUUCGGACUUAAUGGCUCCGUAGAAAAGCGUGGAUGUAGUGACACAAUCAGUAUUUCCCACGGUGAUUUCUGCGAUCAAUAUCCAGACCGCUGCUUAAACUGUAAAUCGAAUGGGUGUAACACCGGUAAUUCUUUGGAUGACUUCACAGAUUGUUACUUUUGUGAUUCUGCAUUAGAUGCAAAUUGUUCUACAGCAUUCGACGAGAAAAAGAUUAGGACACGUAAGUGUCACGGCGAUUGCAUGGUAGCAUUGUACCCCCGAUCAAGUAGUAGUGAUCCUGCUUAUGAAUUAGCUCGUACAUGUUUGGAUGAUUUGGAUUUAGAUGAUAGAGAUGCUUGCUCCAAUGAUCAAAAACAGUUCUGCAAAGCUUGCAGCGGAUCACGAUGUAAUACAAUGAGUUUUCCCGAGGAUCGCUUCGAAUGCUAUACAUGUCUCGAUAAUGAUUGCGAAGAUAUGGACAUUAAACAAUGUAAUGCGUAUCACCCUAACGAUCAAUGCUAUAUUCUUUUCAACGAAGAAAACUCUAUUAUUAGCAUGGGAUGUCGUAGUGAAUUUGAAGCGGAAGUUGUGACUGAACUGCUAAAACAAAAGAAAAUGUUACUAUGCAACGAAAAGGGAUGCAACUCCCCACAUUCCAUUCCUUCGCCUAAGUAUUGUUCCGUAUGUUCUUCAGAAAAUAAUUCCCUCUGUGCUACUAAUCCCAAUUUGGUUGGAAAUAUGGAACGCUGCUCUUCAUUACCAUACACCGAAUGCGUAACUCGUGUUAAUAACUAUGGUCAUACCGAACGUGGUUGUUUGGGAUCGCCAAAUGAUAUAUUUUUCGGCUGUCUAAUGGGCACUGAUAAUUUGUGUGAAACUUGUGUGGGAGAAUGCAAUGAAAUUGAUAUAUAUCCCACAAAUCGCAGGAAAUGUCAACAAUGUAGUUCGGCUAUAGAUCCACUUUGUGCUUCAUCCCCGGAUAACAAUAAAGUUUGUCCUCUAUAUGACGAAAACGACUCUUGUGUAACGAAUUUCCGAAAUGGUAUUACUACUAGAGGAUGCUCAUCUACAAUGAAAUGUGAUGAUCCCGAGAAUAAACGCACAUGUCGAACUUGUGACACCGACGGUUGCAAUACCGUAAAUUUAGAAAGAAACAGUGAGAAUGGUGAACCUGGGCGGUGGCAAGACUUGCCAAUCACCUGCUACUCCUGCAAAGGAGAAGAGGAAUGUUUCAGUAAGGGAGAUUUCCGAUCAUGUUUAAACAAUCCCUUCCAAAAUUGUAUGACAGUAUUCAGCAAUGAUGGCAAAGUCAUUCAGAGAGGUUGCAGUGACGUGGUGGAAGAAGAUCAGGGAUCAUAUUGCGAAGCCAAUCCAGGCAAUUGUAUGGCUUGUAAUUCGAAUGGCUGCAACGUUGCUAAUAGUUUGGACGAGUACAUCGAAUGCUUGGUCUGUGAUACCGACUCUGGUCCAGACUGUUCUAAUAAUAUCGGUAGUAUAGAAAAAACCCGAAAAUGCUACAAAUAUUGUAUGUCAGCUCUGUAUCCACUAUAUCAGGAGGCCAAUCCAUCGUAUGGUCUAGUAAGAUCUUGCUACGAUGAUAUGGAUAUUGACGACAGGGAUAGUUGUGCAGCUGGCAACAAGGACUACUGUCAAGUAUGUGAAACUGAAAAAUGCAAUACCAUCGAUAUGCCUCAGACGAGAUAUAGUUGCUACAUCUGUGAAGGCGAUUCUUGUCAGGAUCCUAAAAUCCAGCAAUGUCCAACAUAUCGCCCUGAUGACAAGUGUUACGUUCUCUUUGACGAAAAACAAUCCAUUGUUGCUCUAGGUUGUCGCAGUGAAUUUAGCAAUGAAGAUGCAGAUAAUUUGCUGAAACAAAAGCGUCUUCACAUUUGUGAGGGUCCGACUUGUAACCACAUCAAUAGCUUGCCUACUGCUCAUGUUUGUAAUCUAUGCAACUCGCGUACUGAUAAAAACUGCGCUGUCAAUCCAUCUGAAAUUACAGGCUAUACGACAUGCGCAGCCUUGCCUUUCACGGAAUGCUACUCUCGUGUUUUACCAGAUGGUGAAACCGAACGCGGUUGCUUGUCUAAUUUAUAUGAUGAAGAAUUCAUGACCUGCUUAGAUGGUACAUCGAAGGUCUGCGAAAAGUGCAUUGGAGAUAAAUGCAAUAGCAAGAUCUUCCCCGAAGACCGACUUAAGUGCCACAUUUGUGAUUCCUCAAUUGAUCCUAGUUGCGAGAAUGCCCCCGAUAACCUUGGCUUAUGUCCACUACAUAAUAACGAUGACACUUGCGUGACUGUAUUCCGCAACGGUUUUACUUAUCGCGGAUGUAGUUCUUCCUUGGUAUGUGACGCAACAAACCCCAGAAAAUGUAUCAAAUGUUCCGGUGAAGGAUGUAAUACAAUAAAUUUGGCUAAGAAACAAGACGACAAUUAUGGAAAGUGGCAAGACCUUCCAUUGACUUGCCUUGAAUGCACAGGAUCAGAAUGUAAUUCUUCUGAAACCACAAAGUCUCUUUUCUGCGAUUUAAAUAAUGAACAGGACUGUAUGACUGUUUUCGAUAACAGUGGUAAAGUUGUUCGACGUGGUUGCGCAGAUAUAGUCGAAAGUGAAUACGGAACAUACUGUGAUGCAAAUGAAGACAAAUGUUUAAGUUGCAAAUCAAAUGAAUGUAAUUCUGCGAAGUCCCAAUCAGAAUUCACCGAAUGUAUUUAUUGCGACUCUAACAAAAAUCUCGAUUGCAUAUUUAAACCCUUAAGCCCAGACCAUAAAGUUAGAAAAUGCCAAGAUGGCUGCAUGACAGCCCUGUAUCCUUCGGAUAGUUCUCAUAACCCAUCUUACGAUUUAAUACGGACGUGUUUGAACGACAAAGAACUUUCCGAUCAACUUGAAUGCUCAUCUGGCAACGAUGCAACAUGCAAAGCUUGUACUGGGGAAAAAUGCAAUGUGGACAAUGUUCCAGAAAAACGUUUUACAUGUUACACUUGCGAGGGAGAGAACUGCGUGGAACCAGUUAUUCAAUUAUGUCCACUAUACAAAGAAUUUGAUCAAUGCUUUAUUAAAUUUGACAACACAAACAGCAUAUCUGAAAUGGGAUGCGUGAGCUCAUUCCGCAACCAGCCGUUGGAAAAUAUAAUUAAAACUAAACGAGUUUCCGUGUGCAAUGGCCCCAAUUGCAAUUCACUCGACACUAUUUCGAAAGCACAAAAAUGUGCUAUAUGCGAUUCAGGUGAAGACAUAUCCUGUGCUGUCAACCCAGUAGAAAUUGCAUCCUUCAAGUCAUGCAACAUGCUGCCCUAUACUGGAUGUUUCUCGAUAUUAACUGAAAGUGGCCACACGGAGAGAGGUUGUUUGGCGGAUUUACCAGAUGAUGAGUUUACUGCUUGUGUUUUAGGUAACGAUGAAAACUGCGGAGUUUGCAGUGGGGAUGGGUGUAAUCGAGAUAUAUUCCCCGUCAAUCGUCAACAAUGCUUCACGUGCACAUCAGAGGAAGAAUCCAAUUGUGAAUCAUUCCCAACGUCAAAAUCACCUUGUCCAAUAGUGAGUGAGUCCGAAUCCUGCAUAACAGCUCUAAAGGGAAAUGUAACAGUUCGUGGUUGCAGUAGUAAUCUCUAUUGUGACUCGGGAGAUAGUUCCACCUGUCGAUCAUGCUUCAGCUCUGAAUGUAAUUCAAUUGAUUUAGUUAACCAAGUGGACGACGGCUACCAUGGCGUUUGGCAAUCUCUCCCUCUUCGCUGUUUUACAUGUGAAGGGCAACAAUGUCUUAAUUCUCUUGGUUCAACGAAAACGUGCUCCAGUCGAAAUUAUAAUCAAGACUGUAUGACUGUUUUCAAAUCCAAUGGGGAAGUUGAUCGACGUGGAUGUUCGGAUGAUGUUGAAGAUUACAGAGACUUAUACUGUCGUCAGAAUCCAGAUUUAUGUUUCAAGUGCAAGUCGAACGAGUGCAAUGUGGCAUGGAGUAUAGAAGAUUAUGUUGAAUGUGCAUUCUGCGAUUCCUUCAAAGAUUCGCUCUGCACAAUAAAUCCAAGUGGUUCUGGUUUUGCUUCAAGAAUAUGUUACAAAAAGUGUAUGGUUGCAAUGCUAGAUCAACGUGUUAUACGCUCAUGCUUAGAUGAUAAAGAAUUGAGGGUUCAAAACGAAUGCAAUGAAUCCGAAAACAGUGAGUGCGUCAGUUGCUCAAAUGCCAAUUGCAACAAAUUUGUGUUCCCUCUUGAUCGCUUGAAGUGUCACACAUGCACCGGAACUUCAUGCACCAGUAGUACAGGACAAUAUUGUGAAAUUUAUAGCAAACAGGACUACUGUUUUGCUAAAUAUGAAAGCGGCAAGGUUGAUUUGCUAGGCUGCGCCUCUGCACAAAAUGCGAGUGAUUUGGCACAAUGGGAGGCUCAAAACAAACUGCAUAAAUGCGAAGGUCUAGAAUGUAAUGAAUUAUCACGUUUACCCACUGAAAGUGAGUGUCUUGUCUGCGACUCCAGCAAGACUCCAAGCUGCAGUCAGAACCCUACACACAUAAAUACCACUCAAACUUGCUUGGCACCAAAAAGCCAGUGCAUGACUCACAUCAAUUCUGAUGGGCAUACUAUCAGAGGUUGUCUCAGCAGUUUAAGCGAAGAUGAACAGUCAUGCGUGGCUGCUGGUACGUGUGUAGUCUGCUCUGGCUCCAAAUGUAACAAUGAGAUUUUCCCAACCAAUAGACGAUCCUGUCAUAUCUGCAAUUCAGUCGCUGACAAGGAUUGUAUUUCCAAUCCAAAUAAUCCUCUUAUAUGUCCUAUCUAUGUAGUAAACGAUAGUUGUGUAUCGACGCUCUCGGAUGAUGGCAUAGUCACUCGUGGCUGCGCAUCUCAAGUUACAUGUGAAAAAGAUGAUAGUGACUACUGUGAAUCUUGCAAUUCUAACAAUUGUAAUACUGGAGAAUUAAAGGGUUCGGGAUCGCUGGUCACUCAAAGCUUACCUCUAACGCUGCUCUUAGCAGUUGUGUCUUUAAUAGUGAACAGGAAAUAACUAAACGCGUAUUGAUGCAAAAUCGAUACUAAAUUUAAAUAUUAAAUCUUAAGUGUUAAUUCCAGAGUUUUGAAAAUGUUUUACUCAUGUUUUUACAACUUUUCUACCAUAACAAAUAUAAUAUUUUAAUUCGAAACGAAAGUAAAAUUUUAAAAGUUUGCACGAACUUUAAUAACGAAUCCUACUAAAAAGUCAAUAAAUCUGAAGUUAUGCCUAUAUAAUUCAUUCGGUAUAAACCAUAAAAGCA